Messenger RNA from Musa acuminata subsp. malaccensis (wild Malaysian banana), 987 nucleotides. Its product is annotated as putative GATA transcription factor 22. Gene Ontology annotation, biological process: regulation of DNA-templated transcription. The record is from RefSeq and is a predicted model, not a curated record. NCBI's taxonomy places the organism in Eukaryota, Viridiplantae, Streptophyta, Magnoliopsida, Zingiberales, Musaceae. Gene Ontology annotation, molecular function: sequence-specific DNA binding; zinc ion binding.
AUCAUAUGUGUCUAUAUCGAGCAUCAUUCUCUCUCUAUGUGGCAUGGUCACGUGAAUGCCAGUAAGCUACUCCCUCGGGAAAAUUUACUGUUCCAUCAUUUGAUUGAUCAACCUCUUCUUCAUCGAUAAAAGGCCUUCUGGCCCAGUGUCUUCUCCUUGGUACCCUACUCCUCCUCUCCUCUCCUCUCUUCUCUCUGUCUUCCCAUGUCUCCAUUCGACUUGAACCACGCUGCUGAUAUCCCUCUGUCGGAGGGAGAUCAAGAUCGAACCAGUCACCCUCUCUUCACAGUAGUAGCUGCAAACGAGACCUCUUCAUUCUCAUGUCCCAUUUUCUUCAACGACCCUCAUGAUCAUGGAGCGGAUGGUGGACACGACUCCCUCCCAAAACAGUUACCGCAACAAGAGCCCAAGGAUCACUCGUUGAUGAUCGGUGAGUCAAACUAUCACUGGGUAUGUACUACAGAAGAAGAGGAUGAGAUGGGGAUCAUGAAGAAGAUGAUGAUGAGUUCUGAAGGUGGAAAACCAAGAGGAGACCAAAUACAAGCUGAGCAAGUCAGAGUCUGCUCUAACUGUAGCACAACGAAGACUCCUCUGUGGAGAAGCGGCCCUCGCGGCCCCAAGUCCCUCUGUAAUGCUUGUGGAAUACGACAGCGGAAGGCGAGACGGGCAAUGGAAGCUGCUGCCAUGAACAGUGGGGUGAUCCCCUCCGAUGCCCCAAGCGGGACACACACAGAGAAGAAGCAAGACAUGCAUGACAGUCGCGUCCCGUUUAAGAAGAGGAAGCUGCUCUUUCGUGGCACCAACUCAGCUGCACUCCACGAGGUGUUCCCACAGGAUGAAAGAGACGCGGCUACAUUGUUGAUGGCUCUCUCUUGUGGCCUAAUCCGGAGUUGAGCACUGCAUUCUCUUGUGUUGUUCGAGUUCUCUUAGUUGGCCUAAUCCGGAGUUGAUUACUACUUGACACUGUCCAUUAAGCAUUUGCGCAUU